This is a messenger RNA of Verruconis gallopava, 2214 nucleotides long. RefSeq lists its product as hypothetical. The record is from RefSeq and is a predicted model, not a curated record. Bases 447 to 1370 code for a protein of 307 amino acids. The transcript is spliced from 3 exons. Lineage: Eukaryota; Fungi; Ascomycota; Dothideomycetes; Venturiales; Sympoventuriaceae.
CAAACUACACGCAUACUGCUAGAGCGUGGAAAUGGGCUGCUCGAGUAUACAUGUCGACGCAAAUACCGUAUUGCAAGGUCAGCUACUUUCCCUGCAACCCCAUGGUGAGGUUUUGAUCUAAUGUCGGCGAAGAUAUUCAUUUCGCAGCACCUUCGCCGACGGCAUUAUGCACAGCGUCGUUUGAGUUUACUUUUCUAGGCCUCGUCGACACAUCAAAGAUUCCAUUGGCGUUCAUUGCCGGCCCAUCUCAUGAGGUAUGGACGACAGAAGAAGCUUCAUCCACAUGGUUCGCAGAUCAGCUUGCGGAAAAUGCCGUAGAGCCUCCAACGUACCCGCGCUCUGGCGUUCUCGCCGCAGUUGAGAAAUGUAUCAACGGCGACAAGGAGUCCUCUCUGUUUACCGAAGUCCUCUUCCAUGCUGUUCCUGCUGCUCCGCCUGAAGUCGAAAUGAAGGAGUCGCUCUUUACACUCAAGGCGAUACCACUGUGCGCCCAAGCGCCCGAAUAUCUGCCUUCCCUGCCGUCAUCACCCAAGGCUUUGCCUGCGGGAACGAAUGCUGAGUUUUUGCCUCCACUAGCCGCGCUCCAUGCUGCUAGCUUGGCUGCAGAGAAGAAGCGCAAACAGGUUGCGAAUGUCUUUGAUGAAGCCACCGAGCGCAAGCGAAAAGCGCGUAGAUCAGGCGGCGAAGAUCUUGCAACUGCUGCAUCGGUUCAAAAUGAUAGCAUAAAUUACCUCGUAGGGCAGAAGAGACCGAAGAGGUCUCUGAAAACGCAGACAUCUAUAUCAGGUCAUUUUCCGACGAAGCACUUCCAUGAACAAAGCGUGGCAGUAAACUUCCAGUCGUCGCGAUCAAGAACAGGAAGCUUGUCUGGAAUUCCGCAUGAUGCGCAGGAUAAAAUGUUGUCAUGUUCUCCAAGCGCGCAAUCAGACCCUUGUACUGCAAACUUGAGACCAGCCGUUGAUUCUCGCGCGAGGCAUUUAACACUCUCGCGCGUUUCCAGUCUCCAAGCUACCAGCACUACUGAGGAGCGGAACAAGGAGAUCAUAUCACGACUUGUCAUGGCCGGAAUGCGACUGUAUGGGCUCCAGCCGCGGAAGCGAGUAGGCCACGUGCGCCGACAUUCCGAAAUGAGCACGCAAGUGCAGACCAAUACCACAGACACGAAUCUUCAGACAUCUAGCAAGGAUGAUGAAUAUAAGCUAGUUUAUCAUCAGACGUAUAAGGGUGCUGUCUUUGCACUACGUCAUGUUAUCUCUAGUAAACCCUUAUAUUUGGAUCCAACUGAGAUUCAAGAUAUUGUUGACAAAUUACUCACCAUUUUCUGCGGAGAUGCUUCUGUUCCUGCCUUCCGAGCUGGUGAGGCGGGCUGACUGCUGCGAGCACGAGCCGCGAAAUCAGAAAUGAUUGACGAAAAGGAACAUAUCACAGCAAAAACUAUUUGAUUGGAAGUGAUGGGAAAAAUCCAAGUUUCGUUCGUUAUCGAGACAAGCGGAACAAAGGGUGCAUCCGGCGCACCGUGUGAGCAAAAAAUACAAAACCGGAAGCAAAGACGGCUAAAAUGAUCCUAUCAUGGUUCGAUUGCAUGAAUCAGAGAGCCUCCCGACGCCAUGCUUAAGCCGAAACGGCACAUCUCGUUUUGGUUUGUCAUCCUCGCGUUGCACAUCAUCACGAAAGGAUUUUCGUAGCCCAGGCUGAUCCCUGGUCACGCACUGCGAUUCAGCCAAAUUCGAUUGACUUCAUUUACCAUCGUUGGCUCUCCUCGCACGCUCUUCAGCCUCCCGUCGUGCACGCUCUUCCUGUUCUCGCCGCUCCGCUGCGGACGACUCGGACGAGCCCAUGACGUGAUAAAAACGGGAAAGCUUGGUGUCGGCCAUUUCAGGAGUGGAUGGAUGAGCAAGUGAGUCGUGCUCUUGACUCUGAUUUUGCGCGUUGCCAGCGGCGUGGUGGUUUUGAGGGCGAGCUUCACGGUGUGCUUGCUGACGCUGAGUUUCGACGCGGGCCUCUUGGCUGCUCUCCUGCACGUCGUUGUUGCUGGACAUGAAAGGUUGGGUUUGGUCGCCGGUUGCAAUGGUAGUUAGAGACGAUUUCCUGGACGACGGUGCUGACUUGGACGCUGCUCCAGCGAGGGCGCUCUCGGCGAUUGCCUGAAUUUUUUCGAGAUAAUGCUGUGUUUCUGUCAUCAUGGCGACUGUUUCCAUGGCUCUUAUAUAUGUG